CUUUUUCCUUCAAAGUUCCUUCUGCCUGUGCAAAAGCUCCGUUCUGCCAGCCGUUCAACAACUUGUACAAGGCGUUCUGCAAACCGGGAACGGCCUUUCCUUUUGCAAGCAACUUUUUUUCGCCAUGGCUUGCACCGCAUCUGUGUCUGUUAUGCAGGCGGCCGCUUUUGCGACCGGGGCGUCUCAGAGCUCUUUCCUAGGGGCAAAGCACUUUGCUCCCGCCCCUUGCAAGGCCCUUCCCAGAAGCCAGAGGUUGUCCUCUGGGGUGCGCGCUUCCUCCAGGGUUGACAAGUUCAGCAAGGACGACAUCAUCGUGUCGCCCUCAAUCCUGUCCGCCAACUUCUCCCGGCUGGGCGAAGAUGUUGCCGCCGUUGACAAGGCGGGUGCUGACUGGAUCCACGUGGAUGUCAUGGAUGGACGCUUUGUGCCUAACAUCACCAUCGGACCUCUCGUGGUCGAUGCUCUGAGGCCGAUCACAGAUAAGCCCCUUGACGUGCAUCUCAUGAUUGUGGAGCCCGAGCUGCGGGUGCCCGACUUCAUUAAGGCCGGCGCUGACAUCGUCAGCGUGCACGCAGAGACCGCGGCCACCAUCCACCUGCACAGGACAGUCAACCAGAUCAAGGACCUGGGCGCCAAGGCAGGCGUGGUCCUCAACCCUGGUACACCCCUUUCCUCCAUCGAGUACGUCCUAGAUGUUGUUGACCUCAUCCUGAUCAUGUCCGUAAACCCCGGGUUCGGCGGGCAGAGCUUCAUUGAGAGCCAAGUACAGAAAAUCAAGGAGCUAAGAGCCAUGUUGAACGAGAGGGGCCUGAACCCCUGGAUCGAGGUCGACGGCGGUGUUUCUCCCAAGAACGCCUACAAGGUCAUUGAGGCUGGGGCGAACGCGAUUGUGGCUGGUUCGGCGGUGUUCGGCGCCAAGAGCUACAGCGAAGCUAUCGCUGGGAUCAAGGCAGGCAAGAAGGUGCCUGCCACCGUAUAGUCUGAUUUGAGUUUGUGUAGGUAUGGUAUUUGGUCGAUCUUGUUUGAAAGCAGACUGUGGAUCCCAUGACGUUCAGAUCAACGUGCAGUGUUUAAUUCUGAAAGUUCUUAUUCCAAGGAAGUAUUGCACCGUCAUCUGUGCACAUGUUGGUAUGGCUGCCAGGAUUGGUCUCUGGUUGUGGUGGAAGUUUGGUGCCCCGAAUAAUGAGA
Molecule: messenger RNA, 1188 nt
Organism: Klebsormidium nitens
Lineage: Eukaryota; Viridiplantae; Streptophyta; Klebsormidiophyceae; Klebsormidiales; Klebsormidiaceae
Source: the annotation of a GenBank genome assembly